ACGGCUUCUACAAGUGCACAGGGGUCUACAGAAGUAACAUCUACAGCAGCAACGACGGCCUCUGCAACAACAAUGACGAACGCUACAGCAGCGUCAACACCAUUCUCGACGGAUUCGGCCACUACAGCAGUCUCGACAUUGUCUACAUCAGAACCAACAUUGUCUACAUCAGUGGCAUCAACUGUCUCUACAUCAGUGGCAUCUACAGAAUCAUCUACAUUGUCUACAGUAGCAGACACCACCCCUACGAUAGCUUCAACGGCUUCUACAAGUGCACAGGGGUCUACGGAAGUGACAUCUACAGCAGCAACGAUGGCCUCUGUAACAACAAUGACGAACGCUACAGCAGCGUCAACACCAUUCUCGACGGAUUCGGCCAAUACAGCAGUCUCGACAUUGUCUACUUCAGAACCAACAUUGUCUACAUCAGUGGCAUCAACUGUCUCUACAUCAGUGGCAUCUACAGAAUCAUCUACAUUGUCUACAGUAGCAGACACCACCCCUACGAUAGCUUCAACGGCUUCUACAAGUGCACAG
Patella vulgata (common limpet) is the source of this 537-nucleotide messenger RNA. RefSeq names its product spore coat protein SP96-like. The record is from RefSeq and is a predicted model, not a curated record. The transcript has a single exon. The annotation marks the transcript as partial. NCBI's taxonomy places the organism in Eukaryota, Metazoa, Mollusca, Gastropoda, Patellidae.